Lactuca virosa is the source of this 1983-nucleotide messenger RNA. Lineage: Eukaryota; Viridiplantae; Streptophyta; Magnoliopsida; Asterales; Asteraceae. The record is from the annotation of a GenBank genome assembly.
AUGGGCUACAAUCAACUUAGUGAUUCUAUUCCUUUAUCUCUAGCAAACUUGAGUAACCUAGAGGUUCUGUACCUAGGUGAGAAUAAAUUAUCUGGUUUCAUUCCUACACAACUUGGGAAUUUGAAGGCUCUCACUAAUCUUGGUCUGAGUGACAAUCAACUUAGUGGUUCUAUUCCUUCAUCACUAGCAAACCUCAGCAACCUACAGAAUUUGUGCUAUGGUGGAAAGCUUCAAAGGUUCACAGCAAAUAGUAAUCAACUCACUGGACCUAUCUCAAGAGGUUUACAGAAUUGCCUUAGCUUAAUAAGCGCUCGUUUUGAUCAAAAUCAAUUCAUUGGAGAUAUAUCCAACAGCUUUGGCAUCUAUCCACACUUAAAAUACCUUGAUAUCAGUCACAAUAAUUUUCAUGGGGAACUUUCUCAAAACUGGAGUAAAUGCAAGAAUUUGACAGCCUUAGUGAUGGCCUAUAACAAUAUCAGUGGUAGCAUACCACCAGACUUUGGAAAUUCAACUCAACUACAAAGGCUUGAUCUUUCUUCAAACCAUUUGGUUGGUGAAAUCCCAAAGGAGUUUGGGAAGAUGAAAAGUAUGCUGAAUUUGUCCUUGGCUAAUAACGAACUUUCAGGUAUUAUACCUCCACAGCUCGGAUCUUUAGAACUCCUUGAAAUACUCGACCUAUCCACAAACAGAUUAAGUGGGUCAAUACCAAGAAGUAUUAGUCAAUGGGAACAUAUCCACUACUUGAAUCUUAGUAAUAACAAACUCACUGAAAAAAUUCCAUCUGAAAUUGGUAAAUUGGUUCAACUUACAGAACUUGAUUUAUCUCAGAAUUUGCUCGCAGAAGAGAUACCAUCUGAAGUUCAAAGUUUGAAAAAUCUACAAAAGUUGAAUCUUUCUCACAAUAGACUAUCUGGUUCUAUUCCAAACGCUUUUACAAGUUUGCCUAGUGGGAUUGACAUCGACCUGUCCAACAAUGAGCUCACAGGUCCAGUUCCCCUUUGCUCCAACUUUGUAAAUGCAUGCUUACAUGGUAAUUCAGGUUUGUGUGGUAAUUUUACAGGACUAAAAUUUUGUACAAGUCAAAUCUAUAAGAAGAAAAAUGAUCCCUUUCAUCAUCAACUCAUCCUGGUAAUUAUGCUCCCUCUUAUUGGGGUAAUUUUACUUGGUUUGUUCAUGUGUGGCCUCAUUGCUUAUCGAAAACAAACGAGACAUUAUCCAAAGAAACCAUUGGACAAAGAAGGUGGUGAUUAUUUCUCCAUAACAAGUUUCGAUGGAGGAGUAGUGUAUGAUGAAAUCUUGAAAGCAACGAACAAUUUUGAUGAAGCAUACUCGAUUGGGACCGGAGGAUAUGGGACUGUGUACAAAGCCAAGCUACAGCCUAACAAUGUUUUAGCUGUUAACAAACUUCACUCAUCAUCUGAGAAUGUUGAUCAAAAUGGAUUCCUUAAUGAGGAGCGAUGUCUUAGCAAAAAAUUGGAUUGGUUGAAAAGGGUCAAUAUUGUAAAGGCUGUUGCUAAUGGUUUAGCUUAUAUGCAUCACGACUGCUCACCUCCUAUAAUUCAUAGAGACAUUUCCAUUGGCAACAUCCUUCUUGAUUCUGAUUAUGAGGCACAUAUUUCUGAUUUUGGUACAUCCAAGCUUUUAAAGCUAGACUCAUCCAACUGGACCACAAUCGUAGGUACCUACGGCUAUAUCGCGCCAGAGCUUGCUUAUACGAUGGUGGCAACCGAGAAAUGUGAUGUGUAUAGCUUUGGGAUUGUUGUACUAGAAGUGAUCAUGGGAAAGCAUCCUGGUGAACUACCAACAUUGCCUGCUGAUUAUCUGGUGUUGGUAAAUGUUGGAGAUAGUCGGAUUCCACUUCCCUCACCACAAGUUGAGAAACAAGUUAAUUUAGUACUGAAUCUCUCAAGAGUAUGUUUAAACUCCAAUCCACACGAAAGGCCAACAAUGCACCAUGUUUCAAAUCUGUUGACCAAGGCCUGA